This is a messenger RNA of Diachasma alloeum, 875 nucleotides long. Its product is annotated as fibroblast growth factor receptor 3-like. NCBI's taxonomy places the organism in Eukaryota, Metazoa, Arthropoda, Insecta, Hymenoptera, Braconidae. The record is from RefSeq and is a predicted model, not a curated record. Gene Ontology annotation, cellular component: plasma membrane. Gene Ontology annotation, molecular function: fibroblast growth factor receptor activity; fibroblast growth factor binding.
UGAGAGGCAUCCUUGGAUAAAACGUCGGGCAGUGUCGUUUCACCACUCGCAACGAAUGGUUUCAUUUGUCAUUUCAUUGGAUUAUCAUCUGCAUAACGAGACCUUAAAGUGCGUCAUUAAUUGAUCUGACGUUUAAUGAAUUUUGUGAACAAUUGUGAUGGGAUAAUUGUGCUUUGUGAGACUGGGAUAAGUCAUAAUAAAAACGAGUGAUUGAGAUGAUUGAAGAUUGGGAGAAACACGUGACAAGUGCUGAGUGAAACUAUAACUUUAAUCAUCGGUUGGAAUUAGUGUUUUGGAACUGAUAUCCAAUAGCUCCCUCCCCACAUCCAAACCCGGAGAACGAGACAGGGAGCUAAUAACGAGAAAUCACUGUCAAUCUGGUUUACACUCAUGCCGGUGUUGAGUUGAUCACUAGUGGAGUGUAGAGGAACCAGACAGGAUGGCGACGAAUAUUCCAGCAAUCUUUCUGAUCACUGUACUACUCGGGGUUGAGGCUACGUCACGGGUUGUUCGUUUGGAUACAUUCAACGAAGAUGUAAUACUCCAGGAAGGAGAGAAGUUAAUUGUACGCUGUCCAGCGACUUAUGAGGAUGAGGAGGUGACGUGGUUCAAAGAGGAAACACAAUUUCGGGGGGUUUCCUCGAGAAUUCGAGUGCUCAAACAGUCGUUGAGAUUUAAAUAUGUAGAAAUGAUGGACGAGGGAAAUUACGGAUGUAGGUUGGCGACUAGUAACUCGUUAGAGUGGAGAAACGUCACAAUUAGAGUUGAGGGUGCGCAGAAUGAUGGAUAUCAAAGUGAGAGUGCGGGGCUUGGCAGCGUCAUGGGAGCUCUCAGACCUGAAGAGGAAACCAAUGAGCUUGAUAUUGGUGCCAAAA